Chlorella variabilis is the source of this 835-nucleotide messenger RNA. RefSeq lists its product as hypothetical. The record is from RefSeq and is a predicted model, not a curated record. Gene Ontology annotation, cellular component: cytoplasm; kinetochore; nucleoplasm. The coding region runs from base 120 to 746 and encodes 208 amino acids. The transcript has 6 exons. Gene Ontology annotation, biological process: mitotic spindle assembly checkpoint signaling. Lineage: Eukaryota; Viridiplantae; Chlorophyta; Trebouxiophyceae; Chlorellales; Chlorellaceae.
CCUGCAUUGGUUGAAGGCCGCUGCCGCCCACCGAGCCAGCGAAUCCUGCCCAAGUUUUUGAGUGCCGAGAACAGCCACUGGCAGCCUGCCUUUUUGUGCAAAAGGCCGCCUCGCCCGCCAUGUCGGCCACGGCGCAGGCCACCCGCAACGAGAUCACGCUCAAAGGCUCGGUGGCCACGGUCAGCGAGUUCUUCCGCCACGCGCUCAGCUCCAUCCUCUACCAGCGCGGCAUCUACGCCCCGGAAAGCUUCGAGCCGGUCAAAGCCUACGGCCUGACCGUGAUGGCGGUCAAGGAUGUCAAGCUGACCGCCUACCUGCAGGCCGUGCUGGGGCAGUUCUCAGAGUGGCUGCAGGGCGGGGCGCUGCAGAAGGUGGUGCUUGUGGUGACGGGUGUGGCCUCAAAGGAGGUGCUGGAGCGGUGGACCUUUGACAUCCGCACCGACAAGGGGGUGGUGGCGGGCAGCGCGCCGCUGCCCGAGAAGGCGGAGGGGCAGAUCACGCAGGAGAUCCAGGCCAUCAUCCGCCAGAUCACCGCCUCCGUCACUUUCCUGCCGCUGCUGCAGGACAAGUGCACGAUAGACCUGCUGGCGUACACGGACAAGGAGAAUGCGGUACCGCUGGACUGGGAGGAAAGCGACCCGCGGUACAUCGCCAACGCCGCCGACGUCAAGCUGCGCGCAUUCAGCACAAAGGUGCACAAUGUGGAGGCGCUUGUGUCCUACAAGGCAGACGACGACCUGCUGUAGCGCCCCAUCAUGAGAUCUGCUGGCGCGGCAUGCCAAAUAUCAAGAGCGUGCGGCACGCAUUGUCCACAAACGAUAGCAAACCACACUGC